AUGUCGUUAGAAACUCCCAUAGAUCAACCUGAGUCGACAACAGUUUUUAGCACGGAUAAGUUACCCUCGAAUGGUUCUUCGCUCGAUUAUCGUAUUUUACCAUACAUUGGAAAUGGUCAUGUUGCUACAGUAGUCUUCAGUGAUUUUAUCUAUAUGAAUGGUCUCUACAAUGGCGAUAAUGGAACUAGUCAUCGUGCACGAAUUCCAAGUACACUCAAUUGGCAAUUUCAAGAGAUUCUCUUAGCACAAAUCAGUCCAGCUCAUUCGAUUGCAACAGGAACAUUCACUGAAACGCUCGAAAAUGACGAAAUACGAAUUGAACGAAGUCUCUUCGCUUCACAAGAGUAUACGGAACUGUUACUUACACAUGUCGUACUUACUCGAUUGGAAUCUACAGGAAAGAAAAUUACUGUACCUGUUGAUGUCAAUGAACAGUUGACAAGUGUCGAUAUCGAUUUCGAAGUUAAACAUCGUGAUUCACAACAAGUUCUGUUAUCGGGUAAAACACGUCAAGUGGAAAAUGAGCAAUACCAGUCAGAACCAUUAUCUGUAUUUGUCUACUAUACACCAUUGCCCGUCGAUGGACUGGAACUUGGUCAAGAUGAAAUAACUCGAACGUAUCUUUUCGUCACUUCAAUAGAUGAACAACAAUCACGAGCUAAACAAAGUUUUGAUUAUGCAACAAAAAAACGGCAGCCCGAUGCUGUCCUAGCAGCACAUAUAUCUCGAUGGAAUGAUGUUUGGGCCAAUGGACGUAUUGGUGUAACCGGAGACGAUGAGUUACAACGACAGAUCAACGCCGCUUUCUACUAUAUUCUAAGUUCUCUUCCACCAUUAGCCACACGAAGUGAACAUAAACAAUUCUAUGGUUUAAGUCCAGGUAGUCUUUCACGUGGUGGUCUUUUGGGUGAAGAUUAUGGCGGACAUUCAUUUUGGGAUACAGAAACAUGGAUGUUUCCAUCUGUACUCGUCUUCUAUCCAACAUUAGCAAAAGAAAUCUUAUCCUAUCGAAUCGCUUUACGUCAAACGGCUGUUGAUAAUGCAGCUCUGUUCGGAUAUGAAGGAUGGAGAUUCCCAUGGGAAAGUGCGAGAACUGGUGUAGAUGUGACGCCUGAUUGCUGUCCAGAAGUUCGUCUCUAUCAGAUGCAUAUCACAGGUGAUAUCGCAUUUGCAGCCAGACAAUAUAUUGCAGCAACAGGCAAUCGAGAUUGGCUAAUGAAUGAAAUGGGCGGAGAUCUUAUUUAUGAAACUGCUCGAUUUUGGGGCUCAAGAGCAAUUUACAAUAACGAGAAAAAACAAUAUGAAAUACUCACUGUUCUACCACCUGAUGAGGAUGCUCAACCGUUCAAAAACAAUUCGGUAUUUACUAAUGCAAUCGCUUCACUUUCUAUUCGAUUAGCUGAUCGUAUUAGUUGCAUUACACGUAAGAAUCCCCCACAAGCAUGGUUAGAUAUUGCAUCAAAUCUACAUUUUCCGUUUGAUGAUGCAACUCAAACGCAUUUAGAAUACGAAGGUUUUGAUUUAAAGAAUACAACAAUCAAACAAGCCGAUGUUGUUCUGUUAGGUUUCCCGUUGAUGUGGCCAAUGACCGAAGAAAUAAGACGAAACGAUUUGUUAGCAUACGAAAAACUAACACGUGAUGAUGGACCGGCGAUGACAUGGUCGAUGCAUUCCAUUGGAUUUCUCGAAUUAGGUGAUUUUGAGAAGGCUCAACAACUAUUUCAACGGUCAUACGAAACUUACGUUCGACCACCAUUCAAUGUGUGGACAGAAGCUCGAUCUGGUGUUGGUGCAGUGAACUUCAUAACAGGUGCUGGUGGAUUCUUGCAAGCUGUUCUGUUCGGUUAUGGAGGCAUUCGUUUGACGUUAGAGCAACUUGAAUUGCAACCUCGUGGUCAUCUACCAAAUCAAGCGAAGAAGCUGAGUUUCUACGGUUUGAAGUAUCAAGGAUUUUCUAUUGAUUUAUUGAUUGGCGAAGAGAAAUAUGACAUUGUCGUCAGCGCACAGGAUCACAAACAUUCUGUUCCUCUAAUUUACGAAUACAACGGAAAACAAAAUGCACUGAAACUCGGUGAUCAACACUCAUUUCCAACUGAUACUCGUGUAGUCAUUCGUCGAUUAACACCUCUUUGUUUUUAA
Adineta ricciae is the source of this 2139-nucleotide messenger RNA. NCBI's taxonomy places the organism in Eukaryota, Metazoa, Rotifera, Eurotatoria, Adinetida, Adinetidae. The record is from the annotation of a GenBank genome assembly.